This is a messenger RNA of Schizosaccharomyces octosporus yFS286, 600 nucleotides long. Its product is annotated as prefoldin subunit 6. Gene Ontology annotation, biological process: chaperone-mediated protein complex assembly; protein folding. The transcript has 4 exons. Lineage: Eukaryota; Fungi; Ascomycota; Schizosaccharomycetes; Schizosaccharomycetales; Schizosaccharomycetaceae. The record is from RefSeq and is a predicted model, not a curated record. Gene Ontology annotation, cellular component: cytoplasm; prefoldin complex. Gene Ontology annotation, molecular function: protein-folding chaperone binding. The coding region runs from base 191 to 538 and encodes 115 amino acids.
AUUUACUCUUCAAUCUGCGAAUUUUCUCCUGAAGGAUGCUUCUACGAACUUGUUCAAAAUAACCAUAAGAAGAAAAAACCUCGUUAAUAGCAUAUUCACCGAAGCUAAGAAUUGUACAUAGGUAUAGGACCUCAAACCAAUUCUUGUAUUCAAUUUUUGGAAGAGGAACCUGCUCAACAAAACCUAAAAUAUGGAAGAUUUAGCUAGGAAUUAUCAAGAAAAACAAAGCGAAUUGACAGGAUUUGUUGAUUCGAUAAAAAAGCUCGAAGCUCAAUUACAAGAAAAUACCACAGUUUAUAAUGAAUUAGAAAGAAUCGAUGGCGACUCCAAUAUUUACAAGCAAAUCGGGCCCACUCUUGUUAAGCAAACCCAAGAGGAAGCAAAGACGAAUGUUCAGACAAGACUCGACUUCAUUAAAAAAGAAAUUGCUCGUGUGGAAAAUCAAAUAGAAGGUUCAAAGGUGGAAUUUGCCAAACUCAAGUCUGCUAUCGUUCAAGCUCAAACCGAAGCCGCAUCCAAAGCAAAUGCUUCCUCUUAACAUAUUAAAGCAAAUAGUAUAAAUAUUAUUGACAUUAUGUACCGAAGGACAUCGACUCACGA